AUGCCUAACGAACGUCUACGGAAUAAACGUGAGCGCUUGUGCUCUUGGUGCUCGAAGUCCUUCACAAAGGAUGAACACCUGGCGCGCCAUGUGAGAACCCAUACUAGGGAGAAGCCCUUCAUCUGCCCGAUUUGCAGAAAGCCGUUCAGUCGUCAUGACUCACUACUGCGACAUAUGAAGUGUCAUUCUUCCAGUGUUCUACAAAAGGGCCUAGAGGCGAGAGCCGCCUUGGGCGACACGAACGAUGCAUCUCAGAAAUGCCACGACCAUCAAAUAUCUUCAUAUGGACUAUCGCCAGGGUUUCGCAAGCCUCCUACUCCUCCUCCUCAAUCGUCUGCAGUUGGAGCCGAGUACCCGGGCGGAACAAAUACUCGGUCGGCAUCCUAUUCAUUUGCCAACGAUCAAGGCACAACCACGUCCACUUUUGAAGAAGUCGCCCCAAUACAGCAAGGGGAACAGAGAGAAAAUGUGUCGGGAUUUCCAACGCUGGGAUCUCAGUCUCAUCUGACAACCCUCGAUUCGUCUUUCACUGAUUUCAGCCAACAUGGAUCAUGGCUAUUUGAAAACUCGAAUAUCCAAGUACCAGCCUGGUUCGCAGACGACGAUUUUGAUUUGAACGCUUUAAAUUCCGAGAUUAUGAUGUCAACUACAAAUUGGCUUCCAGGUCAUCUAUCACAUUCUCAGAAUGAACCGACUGGCCACCCUAUCCAGCCCCAUGAUGAAGGCAACAACCCAUCACGCGAAGAGCUGAUACGCACGCACUGGCACACCUAUAUGGGUCCUACAUGGCAAGGCUUAUCCAGAACUGGCCAUAUCACCCCGGAGAUGAUACCCGAGCAAACACAAGUGGACGAAGCCUAUCGAGCUAGCUUGGCUGUCAAACUUCAACCAGACAUACCAUUUUUACCUCUUCCAUCGACAGACUUCUUGUGGGAGGGAUAUUUCUCACGACAAGGACUGGAGACCAUAGCCAUGAUCCAGGCAGCUCUCAUAGGGCAAACUUUUGGGCUUCUAUCCGGGAGACAGAAAGAUUUGCUUAUCGCGCAGACAUUUCACGGCACCCUAGUCGUGUGGGCAAAAAGAGCCACUGGGGCUCAGAUGAUGAAGAAAGCAUCAGACUAUAUCAGUCUAAGUGACAUUUCACACGCACCAGAAAAAGCAUGGAAGACAUGGAUUCAAGCAGAAGAAAGAAACAGGCUUCUCGCGGGUAUCCAUGUUCACGAUGUCGAGAUCUCGGAACUUUUCAUCGCAGAUCCAUAUUUCCGACAUUCUCCAUCCAAACUACCACCCUUGUCGGCCGAUGACCUCUGGCUAGCAAAGACACCCAAAGAAUGGUCACAAAAAAUGAUUUCACAUCUUUCUGGAUCAAAUUCAUAUGCUAGCAGCUUACGACCAUCAACAAGGAUUGCUGACGAGCUUAGCUUGUCACAACCAACCAACCUGACCAACGGUUUUCAUACAUACUUGGCGCUGGAGAGCCUUGCAGCUUCAGCAAUGGAAGCCAAAAGCACAAUUAACUCAAAACAGCAGUCUUCCUACGAGGACGCUUUGAUAAGGUUUUACGAAACCAACAUCACCCCCAACGAAGACCAAAAUGGAGCAAAGUACUCUCUGGCAGUGCUAUGGCAUUCUACAUUUAUCUCAUUAUAUGCAGACAUUAACCGCAUAGAACUGGCAAUCGGAAAGGAAGGUCUCACCGAAUCCCAACUGCACAGAGAAUACAUACGAGAAUGGGUCUCAUCACCAAAUGGACAAAGAUGUGCACUCCACGCUGCACUCAUCCUCCGCGAACUAGAGAAAAUCCCAAUCGGAGCAGAGCCUCCAAUACACGUCCCUCGAAUAAUAUUCCGGGCUGCACUUGUUUGGUUCUGUUACACCGAAUUUGGCGCCGACAGGACAACCAAUCGUCAUCAGAGUGUGGAAUUCCCUGAAUUGCAGAAGAUCGGGAUCAAUUGCCAGCGGUUGAAUUUCGAGGCGAAUGGAUUUAAGGUAUUGCGACCUACUAUUUCAGAGUCGAGCACCUUCUGUGGUUUAGUUGAUAUUUUGCCUCGCGUUGGGCAUUGGGGUAUCUCUCGGCUUUUUGCUUCGAUAUUGAACUUGCUUGUUCCAGAUGUUAAGGAUGAUGAGAGGUGUCCAAGGUUGUGA
Penicillium arizonense is the source of this 2145-nucleotide messenger RNA. RefSeq names its product C2H2-type zinc finger protein. The transcript has 6 exons. The coding region runs from base 1 to 2145 and encodes 714 amino acids. Gene Ontology annotation, biological process: regulation of transcription by RNA polymerase II. The record is from RefSeq and is a predicted model, not a curated record. Gene Ontology annotation, molecular function: RNA polymerase II cis-regulatory region sequence-specific DNA binding; DNA-binding transcription factor activity, RNA polymerase II-specific. Gene Ontology annotation, cellular component: chromatin. Lineage: Eukaryota; Fungi; Ascomycota; Eurotiomycetes; Eurotiales; Aspergillaceae.